Molecule: messenger RNA, 1601 nt
Organism: Penaeus indicus
Lineage: Eukaryota; Metazoa; Arthropoda; Malacostraca; Decapoda; Penaeidae
Product: protein enabled homolog
Exons: 5
Coding region: 120-1229 (369 amino acids)
Cellular component (GO): chitin-based extracellular matrix
Molecular function (GO): structural constituent of chitin-based larval cuticle
Source: RefSeq, a predicted model, not a curated record
CCCCGGAGCCGAACGUCUUCAGAAGCUGGUUUUCCGCGUCUCAGCUCGGGCCGCGUUACUGUAGCUCCAGAGGAAGGCAGAGGACAGUACCAAGCCCUCAACGGGGAUACUCUGCCGCCAUGAUGCGUCUGAUGCUUUGGUUGUUACUGGCCUCGAGCGCCUGUGCACAACUGACUGUGCGAGAAAGGCUGCAGUCCAACUUACAAGAUCAGCAGUUUUCCCAACUUCAGCCAGUCUCCCAACCUGCUGUGACGCCCUCACGCCUCAACCAACAGCCUUUCCUUGGACAAGACUCCUUGGUGAAACCUUUGCCAGUGGUGCAGCAAUCUUUCGCGCAGCAACCCGCCCGCCAACAGCAACUAGGACGUCUGAGGCUGGAGGAGAUCCGAAGGGAACAGGAAUUGCGGAGGCGGCAGGAGAUUCAGAGGCAACAGGCAGCACGGAGACAACUGGAGGUGCGGAGGCGACAAUUGGAACUCCGCCAGCAGGAAGAGAGCCGAAGGAGAGAGGCAGCUCGCCAGCAGUUGGAGCGGGAGAGGCAAAGGCAGGAGGCGACGGUCAGAGAGCAGGAGCGGCAGAGAGAGCAAGAGGAACUCCGACAGCGGCAGCAGAACCUCCGUCAGCAGGCAGCGGAAAGGCGUCGACUUCAAGCCGACAUACCAACUCUGGACGACGUUCGAGACGGGCCCUUCCAGGACGGCACUUACUACUUCGGGUUCGCCACAGGGAACGGCAUUGUGAGGGAAGAGGGAGCUCGCCUCACUGGGCCCUAUACACAUGAGGUCACUGGGUCAUAUUCCUAUACGGCUCCGAAUGGCGAGGUGAUCACGAUGGAAUACAUCGCCGACGAAAACGGUUACCGGGCUUAUCGUGCGCGCCCUGGACGACUCAAUCCAGUCAUCCCACCGAAUCGCAUCUUUGAGCCGCCGCCUUACCGGCCGCCCACCAUUUCCCCGCUAGAAAACCGACCCUUCACAUCACCUGCAAAUCGCCCGCGUCCCACCUCCGUCAUCAGACCUGCGACACCCCAGAACACCAACCAACGACCACAGAACUUUAAUACCCAGAUUACUCCACGACCACAGGUUUUCAGCGCCCAAACUACUCCACGACCACAGGUUUUCAGUGCCCAAAAUACUCCACGUCCUCAGAUUUUCAACUCCCCGAUUAUUCCGCGUCCCGCAAGGCUUCAACACUGCCCAACCUCAAACCUUCAGCACCAACGCUAACAACAACUUUAACAACCAGGAUAUCCAGCUUCCUCAGACUUUCAGUACUAACCAACCAGCCAGUUCCUUCAGCGACCAGACUGUCCAACAGCCACAGACCUUCGGCACCAGCGCCUUCUCAAGGAGGGUGGGCCUGGAUGAAAUCUUGACAUUACCCGAAGAGGAGUAUGACUACGGCGGAACGCUAACCCAGGCUGUCUUGGGUGCUCGGCCUCCUAGCACAUUUGACAGCGUUCUAGACGUCUAAAUUCAUCCGUCUGUAUUUCAUUCGCUUCGCUACAGCUUCUUUUUUUUACUUGGCUUAUUACAUCUGCAUUUUAAUUGGUUCACUACAACUGCACUUCUCUAAUUUCUCAAAAAAAAAAAAAACAA